AUGGUUGAUCGGCGGGGAGACGGUGUGAGUGACGAGAUGGUGAGGAGCGGGAUUAGCGAGAGCGACGGGCAGCGAAGGGACCCGGCCCCUCCCACUGUCGCGCCCUCCCCCUGCCCGUCGCGUCGCGCCCCCCUCCCCUUCCCCUGCCCGUCGCGUCGCCUCCUCUCCCCCUGCCCGUCGCGUCUCCUCCCCUCCUCCUGCCCGUCGCGUUCGCCUCCCCUUCCCCUGCCCGUCGCGUCGCCUCCCUUCCCCCUGCCCGUCGCGUCGCCUCCCCUCCUCCUGCCCGUCGCGUUCGCGCCCGUCGCGUCGCCUCCCUUCCCCCUGCCCGUCGCGUCGCCUCCCCUCCUCCUGCCCGUCGCGUUCGCGCCUGUCGUGUCGCCUCCAUUCCCCCUGCCCGUCGCGUCGCCUCCCCUCCUCCUGCCCGUCGCGUUCGCCUCCCCUUCCCCUGCCCGUCGCGUCGCCUCCCUUUCCCCUGCCCGUCGCGUCACCCUCCCAUCCCCGCCCCUGUCCUACCGUCGCGCCCUCCUCCCCGCCCCUUCUCACCGUCGCGCCCUCCUCCCCACCCCUUCCUACCGUCACGCACCCUCCUCCCCGCCCUCUCCUAACGUCGUGCGCCCUCCCCCUGAGCCCACCGUGCCCUCGCCCUCACCUAGGCUCGCGCCUCCACGUUAG
Molecule: messenger RNA, 672 nt
Organism: Closterium sp. Naga37s-1
Lineage: Eukaryota; Viridiplantae; Streptophyta; Zygnematophyceae; Desmidiales; Closteriaceae
Source: the annotation of a GenBank genome assembly